ACCUUAGCCAGGGGACUCAUCCCUCCACGGCAGCAGCAGCGCAUGCGCGUGACAGCUUGCGAGGACCUUUGUGUCCAGGAUCUGGGGCUACGCAGCCGCGAGCUGCUGCAGCAGCAGGGCAGUGGCGGCCGUCAGUGGCGGUGGAGGGCUGCCUCCGGCGCCGUCAGCACCUGUGAUCUCAGCAGCCCGGCAGCCUGCACAGCCGAGCCCCGACAGCCCCCUGAUCAUGGAAAGGCGCUCGGCGCCGAGCCGGCAGUUGCUGCGGCACAGAGGCUGGCUGUUUCAGGCCGCAGACACGAGACAGUUUUUGACAGCAGUGGACUCGAGAACAUCUGCAACAGCGCAAAUAUGACGUUUGGUUGA
Coccomyxa subellipsoidea C-169 is the source of this 363-nucleotide messenger RNA. RefSeq lists its product as hypothetical. The annotation marks the transcript as partial. NCBI's taxonomy places the organism in Eukaryota, Viridiplantae, Chlorophyta, Trebouxiophyceae, Coccomyxaceae. The record is from RefSeq and is a predicted model, not a curated record. The transcript is spliced from 2 exons.